GUAUAUAGGUAAAGAGGAGAGCAUUCCAAAAAAAAAAAAAAAAAAAGACUGUGCCCAUGAAUGUGUUAUAUCACUUUGGUGGGAUAAGAACACUGGCUGCAGUAUACUGAUGGUGAGGACGACGUUAUCGGCGUGAGUCUCACAGCAGCCAGCAGCCCCCCGGAGGAACGGGAGGGGGGAGUGAGAGAGAGAGAGAGAGAGAGAGGAGAGGAAGGGAGCGAGCGAGAGCGAGAGAGAGAGAGGGCUUCUCUGUUCAAAUGACUAGGAGUCUGAUUCGUGGAAGGUACCCUGCCGUUACCGGAGUAUUUCGCCAGCAUUAGCCCUAGAUUGGGAUCUAUCGUCCUGUCCAGGUUGCUGUUGUUGUUGCCACCCUCGGAUUUCAGCGCUCGGCGCUGCUCGGGAGCUUUCACUGCCUGUGAUGGAAAAGAAUGCCAUGCUUACAAACUGCCUUUGGGCCUCUGUCUUCAUUGUGUGUACACUGUGUGGAAUAAGCUCUGGCCAGCAUGCUUCAGCUGACGAAAUCACGGACAAUACUACAAUAUUCACACAAAUUUUGGAUCGUCUAUUAGAUGGCUAUGACAAUCGUCUUCGACCUGGACUGGGAGAGCGUGUAACCGAAGUGAAAACAGACAUCUUUGUCACAAGCUUUGGGCCAGUAUCUGAUCAUGAGAUGGAAUAUACAAUUGAUGUGUUUUUUCGACAAAGCUGGAAAGAUGAACGAUUGAAAUUCACAGGACCCAUGACAGUUCUUCGACUAAACAACUUGAUGGCCAGCAAAAUCUGGACACCAGACACAUUUUUUCAUAAUGGGAAGAAAUCAGUGGCACACAACAUGACCAUGCCUAAUAAAUUAUUAAGAAUUACAGAAGAUGGAACUCUACUUUAUACAAUGAGAUUAACAGUACGAGCAGAAUGUCCUAUGCAUUUAGAAGAUUUCCCAAUGGAUGCACAUGCUUGCCCACUGAAAUUUGGCAGCUAUGCCUAUACACAAGCUGAAGUUGUCUACAAAUGGACAAAGGAGCCAGAGAAGUCAGUUGUGGUUGCUGAGGAUGGGUCUCGAUUAAAUCAGUAUGAUCUUAUGGGACAGACUGUAGACUCAGGUGUUGUCCAGUCAAGUACAGGUGAAUACAUUGUCAUGACCACCCACUUUCAUUUAAAAAGGAAGAUUGGCUACUUUGUCAUUCAGACCUACUUGCCGUGCAUCAUGACAGUAAUUUUAUCUCAGGUCUCCUUCUGGCUGAACCGAGAGUCAGUACCUGCGAGGACUGUGUUUGGAGUGACAACUGUACUUACUAUGACCACACUCAGCAUCAGUGCAAGAAGCUCACUGCCAAAAGUGGCCUACGCUACGGCAAUGGACUGGUUUAUCGCUGUCUGCUAUGCGUUUGUUUUCUCUGCUCUGAUUGAAUUUGCCACAGUGAAUUACUUCACCAAAAGGGGUUAUGCAUGGGAUGGCAAGAGUGUUGUCCCACAAAAGCCAAAGAAAGUAAAGGAUCCACUAAUUAAGAAAAACAAUACGUACUCAGCAGCUGCAACAAAUUAUGCACCAAAUAUUGCAAGAGACCCAGGACUUGCAACUAUUGCAAAAAGUGCAGCCAUAGAGCCAAAAGAAAUUAAACCAGAGCAAAAGCCUGCAGAACCGAAGAAAACAUUCAACAGUGAGAGCAAGAUUGACCGGAUGUCACGGAUUGCUUUCCCACUACUUUUUGGAAUUUUCAACUUAGUUUACUGGGCGACAUACUUAAACAGAGAACCUGUUUUAAAGGGCCCUGAAGCCAUUCAUUAACUGUUAUUAGGUGUCAGAAGAGGCAUUGUGUUCAGUUCUGGGAAGGCAUUGUUUCUGCCAAAUGCAGUGCUUCUUUGUAAAAUCAUUGACAUCAGUAUCAUCAGUACUAAUACAUAAUAGUCUUUAUUCAUCUGUGCAUCUUCCUUGAUAAUCAUUAACCUCAUUACCUCAAGUCUUCUCUUGUUACAGUUUAAUACUGUCUGCUUUAUUGUGUAUAGAAACAUUCUAAGCUAGACUACUGUUUAGGAAUGUGACUCGUAGCAAGAGGGAAGUAAUAAGACUGCUGCUAUACAUUUUAGGGCAUACGAGAUCAUAGGAGGUGUGGUGUAAUAUCAAAUUAUUUGAAGUAACAUUAUGUGCUUUCGAAUAUGUUACUAUCAUCUGAUGUUGGGAAUCACAAGAAUCAAAUUGUUUUCACAUGAAGUUCAUUUAUGCCCUGUAAAUAAUUUAAUUUUAUUAUAAUAAUAAUUGGGUGAUACAUUUUAAUUUUGUCAAAACACUGAGUGUUUGUUUAAUUUUAAAAACUGUACAUGCCCUGUAGAUUCUUCUUUUGUUUUGUUUUUAUCUGGCAGUUCUUUAGAAUAAGAAAAAUCAAUGCAAACGUGCUUUUAUUUAUUUCUGAAAGUCAUUCUGGACUAAGCAGUUAUCGCCAUUAUUAAAGAGGUUCAGUAGCUGGACAGCAUGCUGCUUCAAAUCAUAUUCAAUAUUUCAUGACUACAUGGCUCUUCUGUUUAAUAAGCUCCAAGAUUACAUGGUUAGAUUUCACUCAUGAUAUAUUUCUGUAUCCGUGAAGUUGCAUGGUUUUAUUUAUUCCUUUUUUGCAUAGCAGUAUUAACCCUUACAUCCUGUCUAAAGAGCUGUGCAGUACCUGAGAAUUAUCUCAGCCUCACUCAAGAUCUACAAAGAGGCAGAACCUUCAAUGCAGGAGUGCUGAUCCAUUGCAGGAUGACAGUCACAUUUCCAGAAUGGCAGAUAAAUACUGCAAAGACAAAAGCCUGUGCCAGCACAGGCACAGGGCAUCUUUGGGAGCUCUAAUGUGACAUUGUCCUGUGCAAAGGAGAUGACCUGCAAAAUAUGAGAAAAAUAAAAAGUAAAAAUUCAAAAGUGUAGAAAAAUAAUCUUUGAUUUUACUGCUGUUGCUAUAAUUUCACAGUGGUCGAAAACUUAUGGAAAAAAGGUGGGAGGGGGAUCACUUGAUUUAUAUGAUUGUUCCAAAGAGGUGCAACCUAAUUCUCCGUUUUGCAUAUGCAAAUGGAAGGAUGGAUAUAUGGAUGGACAGAUUUGGCUGACAGGAAUGUUUAGAUCAUCUAUUUUAGAUGAAGAACAGCCUCAGAAAGCAUGCAGUCAUUUUUAUAGCAUGAUAUGUAUUGUAGACAACCAUUUUUACUACACCAUACUUACGCAUAUUUCUUGGUUUGCUUCAGAUUUAGCUGUACUUUCAUUUUUUUCAGGGACUACCUAACAUUACAUAUUAAUUGCUUGAAUGUUUAAAGCCAGUCAUAUCCGCUAUUUUUUCACAUUGUUUUGAAAUACAAAUUGUAUAAUGAAUGUAGUGGAGUUGCUUAUGGUAAAGAGUUCAAAACAUA
This is a messenger RNA of Protopterus annectens (West African lungfish), 3372 nucleotides long. Its product is annotated as gamma-aminobutyric acid receptor subunit alpha-1. NCBI's taxonomy places the organism in Eukaryota, Metazoa, Chordata, Ceratodontiformes, Protopteridae. Gene Ontology annotation, biological process: monoatomic ion transmembrane transport; regulation of postsynaptic membrane potential; synaptic transmission, GABAergic. Gene Ontology annotation, cellular component: GABA-A receptor complex; neuron projection; dendrite membrane. The record is from RefSeq and is a predicted model, not a curated record. The coding region runs from base 419 to 1786 and encodes 455 amino acids. Gene Ontology annotation, molecular function: GABA-A receptor activity; transmitter-gated monoatomic ion channel activity involved in regulation of postsynaptic membrane potential; inhibitory extracellular ligand-gated monoatomic ion channel activity. The transcript has 10 exons.